Molecule: messenger RNA, 525 nt
Organism: Torulaspora delbrueckii
Lineage: Eukaryota; Fungi; Ascomycota; Saccharomycetes; Saccharomycetales; Saccharomycetaceae
Gene: FMP23
Product: Fmp23p
Exons: 1
Coding region: 1-525 (174 amino acids)
Source: RefSeq, a predicted model, not a curated record
AUGCUAAGACCAAGUCUUCGGAGAUUCACAACAACUAGAUUAUAUCUGUCCAAGACAGUAUCCAAUAGAAUCAUCAUUCCACCGGCUUCUCAUUUCCCAACUGUCAAGUCACCAGCCACCUCAAUCCCAAGACAUGAAUAUAGGCAAUUACCAGAGGACUCCAAUUAUAUUGAAAAGUUCUAUGAUGAACUAGAAACUUUCUCGAAUGAAAUCCUUAUCAAGCAACUAAAGAAGACGUAUGCUGACUUCGACGAUGAACCAGAAGAGCUACUUUUCCAAUUGGAAAAAUACAUAGAAUUGCAAAUCAUUCCAAAACACUCUGAUACUCAACAAGCAGCUAACGAUGGACCUAUAAGAUCCAUACAAUGUCGCACUUUAAGUGACAAGAUUAUUAUCGAGAGGUUCUUAGAUCUCGCAAGAGGCAUGAAACUGACCCUACUGUUGAACGGUGGUCAUACAUUCAUUUUCGAUGUCUUGCUGCAGGCCAAGCAAGUUUUUGACAAGAUGCAGCAGACGAAUAACUAG